Molecule: messenger RNA, 2094 nt
Organism: Salvia miltiorrhiza (redroot sage)
Lineage: Eukaryota; Viridiplantae; Streptophyta; Magnoliopsida; Lamiales; Lamiaceae
Product: eukaryotic translation initiation factor 2A
Exons: 12
Coding region: 154-1701 (515 amino acids)
Biological process (GO): translational initiation
Cellular component (GO): cytosolic small ribosomal subunit
Molecular function (GO): protein binding; ribosome binding; translation initiation factor activity
Source: RefSeq, a predicted model, not a curated record
CUUGACUCCACACUCCACACUAUUCAACACUAAAAAUUGAGUCUUGAAGGGUUUCAACGAAAAAAAUUGAGUCUUGAAUUUUCUCAAAAAAAAAAAAUCGAGUCUUGAAAGAACUGUUAAACCCUAAUUGCAGAGAAGCUUUCACAGUCAUCAAUGGCGGUUGCAAAUCCUCCAUCGCUAGACAUCUUAGUGAGAGAUCAUGGGGGUUUUACUAUCUGGAGCGGCCCCCCUUUCAGCAAUGGGGAGCCCAAAAUUAAGCUCGAUAAAGUUCCCUGCAACUCCACAAAAUUCAGCGACGAUGGAUCCAAGCUCAUGGCUAUUCGGUCCGAUUCCUUAAUUACCGUCUACGAUGCCAAGAAUUUGGUGGAAAUUAGGGGUUUUCAAGUCCCCAAUCUUCUCGCUGCCAGCAUAUCGCCGUGUGGGACAUAUGUGCAGACGUUUCAAAAAUCAUCCACGCCGCAGGUGAAGAACGUGGUGCUGUGGAAGACGGAGACUGGCGAAUCGGUUUAUCAAGCGUUCCAGAAGAAUAUGACGAAGGCGACAUGGCCGUCAAUUCGAUUUAGCUCCGAUGAAGCUGUGGCGUGUCGUCUGGCGACGAAUGAAGUACAGUUCUUUGAUGCUGGAGAUUUCUCGAAAGGUGUUGUUCAUCGGCUUAGAGUGCAGGGAAUUGCUGCAUUUGAGCUAUCGAAGAGCCCUGGCUCGUAUGUGGCCGUAUUCGUUCCUGAAUCGAAGGGGAUGCCAGCCAAUGUUCAAAUAUUUUCUUGUGCAAAGGAGUCACAGAGUCAGCCUGUUGCCCGUAAAAGUUUCUUUAGGUGUUCCUCGGUGCAAUUGCAUUGGAACCAUGGCUCCAAGGGGCUCUUAAUUGUUGUGCAGUCAGAUGUUGAUAAAACAAAUCAAAGUUAUUAUGGAGAGACAAAGCUAAACUAUUUGACUACGGAUGGAACUUAUGAGGGAUUAGUGCCACUCCGUAAGGAGGGGCCUGUACACGAUGUUCAGUGGUCGUCCUCUGGUAAAGAAUUCGCAGCUGUUUAUGGAUUUAUGCCUGCAAUGGCAACAAUAUUUGAUGCAAAGUGCAAUCCUCUGCUAGAGCUUGGGACAGGCCCAUACAAUACUGUUAGAUGGAAUCCUAAAGGAAAGUUUAUAUGUUUGGCAGGCUUUGGUAACUUACCUGGUGACAUGGCAUUUUGGGAUUAUUCGGAAAAGAAAAAACUGGGAGCUACAAAAGCCGAAUUAUCAGUGACAAGUGAGUGGUCCCCAGACGGACGGUAUUUUAUGACUGCAACAACAGCUCCGAGACUGCAGGUUGACAACGGGAUCAAAAUCUUCCACCACAACGGUUCGUUGUUUUUCAAGAGGAUGUAUGACAAGUUGUUUCAGGUAGACUGGAAACCAGAGUCAUCCGAUAAGUUUGGUGAUAUUGAAGAAGUUUUGAAGUCUGUUGGCUCGUUGAAAUUGGAAGAUACAACUAAACAAGGACAAGGGUCGAAAUCCGUUCAGCCCAACUCAAAACCCGCUGCUCCACAAAAACCUGCUGCCUAUCGCCCGCCUAGUGCUAAAGCAGCGGCUGCAGUUCAAGCGGAGCUAUUCGGAGAAAGUCCUACCGGAGAACUGAGCAAGAAUGCACUGAAAAACAAGAAAAAAAGGGAAAAACAAAGGGAGAAGAAGGCUGCAGAAGCCGGCUCUGGUGCCAGUGGAACUUGAUUGUUUUUUCGUCUCAGACGAGCCAUUUUCAAGGGUUCUUGAGCUAUGCCAUUUGCAGGGAGGCUUAAGGUAUUUGCAACGUUUGUUUCGACGUAUUCAACUGCUUCCUGGUUUGCUGCUACUACAUUUUUGUUUCAGUAGAGGUGGUGGCGGUGGUCUGAGUUUCAUCAUAAUUGCCAGUUGAAUUUAAAAGCCAUAAGAAUGGAAGUGGAGCUGAACUUAGAGAGAGAAACAACGGCCUUCCCCUCUUUCUCUGCUGUCAAUGGGAGCUUUUCGGUUGAUUUCAGGGACUUGUGUAGUUCGAUCUUUCAUCAUUUUCCAACCUGAUAGAGAAAAAGAAUAUAUUAUUAUAUAAAUAGUAAUAGUAAUAUCUAUUUGGUUUUCAGUUUUGAA